Molecule: messenger RNA, 4524 nt
Organism: Hippocampus comes (tiger tail seahorse)
Lineage: Eukaryota; Metazoa; Chordata; Actinopteri; Syngnathiformes; Syngnathidae
Gene: mst1rb
Product: macrophage stimulating 1 receptor b
Exons: 21
Coding region: 223-4368 (1381 amino acids)
Biological process (GO): cell migration; nervous system development; multicellular organism development
Cellular component (GO): plasma membrane; signaling receptor complex
Molecular function (GO): transmembrane receptor protein tyrosine kinase activity; ATP binding; protein binding
Source: RefSeq, a predicted model, not a curated record
AGCACGACCCCCACUCCUCCGACAACCGGCCCCUUCGCCACUCUCACGUGAGGUCAAGUCUGAGCCCGCUGCGGCAAAACGUUUCGACGAGAUCCCGGCUGUGACGGUGCCGACGAUCCGUGCAGAUAUCCCGGGCUGGUGCUAAAGAUGCUUUUGUCCGGACGUCAUUCGCGGAGGUAACCCCGAGUGCCGUUGGCCCCUCUGCAUCCGUCGCGGGCGGGGAUGGCCAGCUGGAGCGCCCGCUGGGGGGCGUGCGUCUGUCUUCAGACUCUACUGGCUUUGGCUUUGGCCUCGGCCGGCUGUCCCUCGCUGGUCCCAAAGCCAGUCAACUUCUCCGUGGUUUACACCAUGCCUUUUUUCCAAGCCCGCGGCCCUAUCCAGAACAUUGUCAACAACUCCUUGUACCAGGAGGUGUACGUAGCCUCGCAAAAUGUGAUCGAAGCCGUCAACAGAAGCUUGGAGAAGACGUGGGGACUUCGUACCGGGCCGGUGGGAAGUCCGGAAUGUCAGGUUUGUGACCUGUGUCAGAUCGACAGAGACCCCAACUUCCUGGAGGACACCGACAAUCAGGUGUUGUUGUUGGACACCCUCUUCAUGUAUUUGUAUUCCUGCGGCAGUUCCCAGUAUGGCGUUUGCUAUUUCCACCAACUCCACGGCGACGGAGAGCCCCCAUCUAUUUCCAAGUGUUUGUUUCGAGCUCAUUCAAACUCUGCCGCCUACUGCCCCGACUGCGUCGCCAGCCCGCUUGGUACCAAAGUCACCAUGGUGGAGGAGGGUCAGACGGUCUACUUCUUUGUCGCCGCGACUGUGAAUGAAAGUGUGACUCAGCGCUACGGGAGGAAGUCGAUAUCCGUGCGGCGACCGCUGGCGACGGAAGACGGCUUCUACAGCGACGUUCGUGGCCUGACCGUCCUUCCCGGUCUGAGGAGGACUUUCCACAUUGACUACGUCUACAGCUUUUUCACUCAGGAGUUUGUGUAUUUCGUGGCAGUUCAGAGAGAGAGCCCGGACCAGGAAUCGUCCCCCUUUCAAACGCGACUCGGCCGUCUCCCGCGCAAUGAAUGGGAGAUGAAGCGAUAUCGGGAGGUCAUCCUGGAGUGUCGUUUUGAACCGAAACGGCGGCGCAGGAACGCGGUCAACGAACCCUACAAGGAUGUGGUGUACAAUGUUGUUCAGGCGGCGCAUUUCGGCAAAGCCGGCAGGGAGCUGGCCGAAGAGUUGGGCGCCGAGGAGGAGGACGAUAUCCUCUAUGGGGUCUUCGCUGUCACGGAUGACAACGGCGUCGCGGAGCACGAUUCGGCCCUGUGCGCCUUCCCCAUGGACAACGUCAAUGAGGCCAUCGCGGACGGGGUGGAUGACUGCUGUGAAUCUGGACCCGAGCAACUUUCCAGGGGACUUUGCCACUUCCAGCCCUGUGAAAGCUGUCCUCAUGAGAGCAUGGAGAACAACGCCACAUGCAGAGACCAUCCAACCAUGGUUUCCCAGCCCUACUACAGAGUGGACCUCUUCAACCGCCAGAUGACAAACGUCCUUCUCACCUCCCUGUUGGUGACCACGAUUGACAACAAGACCGUUGCCCACAUUGGUACGUCCACGGGUCGGCUGCUGCAGUUGGUGCUGACAAGAUCCAGUCCGAUUGUCUUUGCGAAUUACUCUUUGGCGGAAAACCAAAGGAUCUCAUCCAUUGCUGCCGUCUACUCAUCCGAGUAUCUCCUGUUUGUGGUUGGAGACAAGAUGUUUCAGGUCCCCCAGAGAGGGCCGGGCUGUCAGCACUUUCUGACUUGCGCCACGUGCCUGACGGCCCCCAAGUUCAUGGGCUGCGGCUGGUGCUCGGGGGUGUGUUCGUGGGAGAGCGAGUGCUCGAGCCACUGGAGGAACGAGUCCUGCCCCCCACGCAUCGCCGGGUUCUUUCCACGGACUGCUCCCCCCGAUGGUCAAACAGAGUUAACAGUGUGUGGAUGGGAGUUCCAGUCACCCCUCAGGCCCGCUAUCACCUCCAGAACCCACCAGGUUAGACUGGGACAGACAUCAUGCAUUGUGCUCCCUCUCAAGAGUAACAACACACACUUGGUGUGUAAGAUUCGCUCCGUGGCCACCGACCUGUCAAAAGCAGUUAACGUUACAGUGGAAGUACGUGAGGGCGAAGGAGGCAUGAAGGUGGAGGGACGCUACGCCAUUGACGGGAAGGCAGAAAUGCCGGGCUUUACAUUUCUGACACCCAACAUCACUGAGAUCCAGCCCAACUAUGGGCCUCGCAUCGGGGGCACGUUGAUCACCGUGACUGGAGCUCACUUGGAUGCCGGAAGGACAAGGAGAGUCACGCUCAAUGAUGUGCCCUGUCCGAUCAAAAGAGUCACGAAGCCGAAAGGCAAUAUGUCCUCCAUCAUCUGUCUGUCCCAGCCCAUCUCAGAGGCGAGGGACGUACCUCUCAGUGUCUUCAUCGACAAGUCUUCUGUCAUCACGACAAAGGUUUUCUACUACAAAGAAAAUCCCAAAAUCACGGCUGUACUGCCUGACUGCAGCUUUGACAGGGGCUCAAAUAUUUUGAUUGAAGGAGAGAACCUGGAUUCCGUUUAUCGUACCAUCAUCCACUUUAAACCCAACGAGAGCCACCUGAAGCCUGUGACGAGGGAGUGCACUGGCAAGGCCUUGUCCACAAGGAUGGUGUGUGUCACUCCCGUGUUUCCGAGGGAUGAGACAGAGGAAGGAGAGCUUUCCUUCGACAUGGACGGAGCCAUGGGACUUUGGAACAAAGAGUUUUCCUACCACCCUUAUGGCAAGCCGAUACCGUUUGAAACGGAGGGACAUGAGCUGCAUUUGUACCCGGGCUUUGAUGAAGUUUCGCUCCAUCAUCAGAAAUUAAACCUGGUCAGCUCCUGUAUGACCAUCGUGAUGACGGUGGCGGGUGUUGAUUGCGACGCCAAAGUCCUGGAUAAUGAGAUCACCUGCCGGAUACCCAAAAAUGUAACCGUGCCUCGUGAGGGACUGCCCGUGAAGAUCUCCAUCAAUGGGCAGGUCCACAAUGUGGGCACGGUAAUAAGGGUCAGCAACCACUACAUGGUGGGCAUCGUGCUGGGGAUCCUCGCAGCUCUGGUGGCCGGGGCAGCGCUGGCGUUCGCUGUCAUGAAGCACUUGAGGAAGAAAAAGAAAGCUGCCACGGUGGAGAGCCGCUUGGCCCACAGCGCUAGCCGUUCCGGGACAAAUAAUGUCGACUUGUCACCGGUCGGGGACUACAGGAGAGUCAUAUCCCUGAAUCCGCCGACUCCCGUUGCUGGGCCUGUGGCCUUCCCCAGCCCGUCCUACGCUGCGGGCAGCAUCGACGUUACUCUCACUCCUCUAAUGGCUGCGGAGAAAAUUUCCAUUUCCAGUUUUAGGCCGGAGCUAUUGGAGGAGGUUAAGGAUGUCCUGAUUCCUGCUGAAAUGCUCCUUGUGCAACACCAUCGAAUCAUUGGCAAGGGUCAUUUUGGAACCGUCUAUCAUGGCUACUUCACGGACCAGAGCCACAGAGAAAUACACUGCGCUGUCAAGUCUUUGAACAGAAUAACAGAUGUUGAGGAGGUGGAGCAGUUUUUGAAGGAAGGGAUCAUCAUGAAGGGCUUCCAUCACAUCAAUGUGCUGUCUCUGCUGGGCAUCCUCCUGCCGCGAGAAGGACUCCCCCUGGUGGUUCUGCCUUAUAUGAAACACGGCGACCUGCGCCACUUCAUCCGCUGCGAGAAGAGGAACCCCACCGUGAAGGACCUUAUUGGCUUCGGACUGCAGGUUGCCAAGGGGAUGGAAUAUUUGGCUCAGAAGAAGUUUGUCCACAGAGAUCUCGCCGCACGCAACUGCAUGCUGGAUGAGUCUUACACCGUCAAGGUGGCAGACUUCGGCAUGGCCAGAGAUGUUUUCGACAAGGAGUACUACAGUAUUCAAGACCACAGAAAAGCUAAACUGCCCGUCAAAUGGAUGGCUAUCGAGAGUCUACGCACGCAGAAGUUCACUUCUAAAUCUGAUGUGUGGUCUUUUGGCGUGCUGAUGUGGGAGAUGCUGACUAGAGGAGCAAGCCCGUACCCAGAAGUGGACCCUUACGACAUCACACACUACUUAUUGAAGGGCAGGCGGCUUCCCCAGCCUCAGUAUUGCCCUGACCCUUUGUACAGCAUUAUGCUCGAGUGUUGGGACCCCGAUCCGGAACUGAGGCCUAACUUUGCUACAUUGGUGUCGGCUGUUACCACCAUCCUCUCCAGCCUCGAGGGAGAACACUAUAUCAGUCUGAAUGUCACAUAUGUCAACCUGGACCAGCCCAGGCCAUACCCAGCGCUCACCGAGUCUGCUGACGAAUACGACUCCACGGACACUGAAAGUCACUCGGGCUCAACCUCCUCCUGAUCCAUUACCUUCAAAUUGUUGUCAGUUCUUAACACAACAGGACAAACACUCCAUUCGAGUGUGGUUCACCCAAAAGCAGCUCCUGCACCAACACUCCAUCCGUGCAACGGUCCAUCAUGUGUGUUCCCAGCAGUCUUUGUGGUACAGUAAAAAAAA